Dermochelys coriacea (leatherback sea turtle) is the source of this 2592-nucleotide messenger RNA. Its product is annotated as C3a anaphylatoxin chemotactic receptor-like. NCBI's taxonomy places the organism in Eukaryota, Metazoa, Chordata, Testudines, Dermochelyidae. Gene Ontology annotation, molecular function: complement component C5a receptor activity; G protein-coupled receptor activity. The record is from RefSeq and is a predicted model, not a curated record. Gene Ontology annotation, cellular component: plasma membrane. Gene Ontology annotation, biological process: positive regulation of cytosolic calcium ion concentration; chemotaxis; phospholipase C-activating G protein-coupled receptor signaling pathway.
AAUCUUAAAAUAAAGGUCUUAAAAAAAAGUCAGUUCCUAAACUGACUAUAUAAGUUUUUUUCUGAUGAUUCCAGAGCCAGUGCUUAAGACAAGACCUAUGAUCAGGGUGGUUCUUGCUCCCCAGUCCAUUGAGGAAUCUGCUGUACUGGGUAUCUAAAGACUAUGUCUCUGCUCCUGAGGAGUAACAGCACAUACAAGCCAGAUGAUGGUGCCACACUACAGUACGCACCAGAAAUCAUUGGUUCCUUAAUUAUCUUCAUUGUCACCUUUAUCCUGGGUCUCCUGGGCAAUGGCUUGGUGAUCUGGGUGGCUGGCCUGAAAAUGAAGCGGACCGUGAACACUGUGUGGUUCCUGCACCUUGCCAUGGCUGACUUCCUCUGCUGCAUGUCUCUGCCAUUCUCCAUCAUUCACCUGAUCCUCCAUGAGUACUGGCCAUAUGGCCACUUCCUCUGCAAGGUUAUCCCAUCAGCCAUCAUCCUCAACAUGUUUGCCAGUGUCUUUCUCCUCACUGCCAUCAGCAUUGACCGGUGCUUGAUGGUAAUGAAGCCAGUUUGGUGUCAGAACCACCGUACUGUGAGACUUGCAUCAGUGAUGUGCGGUUGUAUCUGGCUCCUGGCCUUUGUUAUGUGCUGUCCUGCCUUCCUCUACCGUGAGACCUUCUCAGAUGAAUUCGGCAAAACUCUGUGUCAUUAUCAAUUUGGAAAUGAUAGGGAUUAUGGAGAUUAUAUGGAUUACAGGAAUUCAGGGUUGAGCUCUGGCAUAUCCCUAGAUGACUAUCCUGUUGGUUUCUCCAGUGCUGAUAUUCCUGGCAGCCUUUACAAUGAUACUAACUUACUUUGGAACUUGAAUGAUUACUUCUCCAACAGCAGUCGGCCAACCGCCCUACUGACGAUCAGUAUUACCAGGAUGGUUUUUGGCUUCCUCCUUCCCUUUAGCAUAAUUGCAGCUUGCUACAUCCUUAUUGCUGUCAAGAUGCAUGGAGCCCGAUUUACCAAACCCCGUGGUAAGACCCUGCGAGUGAUCCUGGUUGUGGUAGUUGCAUUCUUUGUCUGUUGGGCUCCAUUUCAUGCAGUUGAGGCACUGUCUCUCCUAGCUAUGCCAGGCACCAGAUUUAGGGAGACAGUGGCACUGUGGGACCACCUCUCUACAGCACUAGCCUAUGCCAACAGCUGCAUCAACCCUUUGCUCUACGUAUUUGUGGGGCGGGACUUCAGGCGGAAGGCACGCCAAUCAGUGCAGGGCAUCUUGGAGGUCGCGUUCAGUGAGGAAGUUACAUGUUCCACUUCCUACUCACGGGACAGGAAAAAGGCUUCAGCAGACAGGGAUAUCAGCAGCAACACCCUCUAAAAUGGGGAUUCCAGACAGCACUGCCAGGGCAGGAGGAAGACAUUUGCACCUUCCAUGGCUGUGACUUUUUGCUUGAGGACAGCAGAGCCAGAACAAUGAUUUAGACAAUAAUCUGUACGGGAUGCCCAUGGGGACUGGGGCAGUUCAGAACAGGCCAACCUCCCCUUUAAUAGCCUCCUAAAGAGAGGGGAGAUUGGCCUAUUCUGAACUGAAUCUUCCGAUGGGACACACAAGGAAGGCAGAGCGCCCCCUAUCUGAGAGAGAGAAGUGCACUUGUGAGAAGAUGUAUGGUGGAAUUAUGUAGUUACUCCUUGACAUUACUAAAUAAGAAUGUGGUUGCAGAAUAUCUAUGUAUCACAUUUAUUAAGCAUGUAUCACAUCAUCUGUGCCUAGUAAAUUACAGGGAGAAGAUACUUUGACAUUUCCCCUUGGAAUUUGUCAUCAUACCUUUCCCCACCCUUAACUCUUCUUCAGCUGGGACCCUGAACUUUUUCACAGCAGUGCGCAGCAGGAGUGCACUCUGGGAAUGCUAGUUUUCCUCACAACAGUGCAUUGUAGCAGACAUCCCCUACCUGCUCAUCAGCAAUGGAAACUGCCUUUCAUGCCAAUAUUCUUAGGGUCUUUCAGUUAGUCAUGGCUUUCCUCCUGUCCUCCUACUAUUCUUCUUACCAUUCCUGUCUCCAAAGGGCCACUUCUCUUAUUUUCCAUGCCAGCUCAAGGAGAGUUUCUACAUCUCAGCUAAUACAUCACUGCACAAAAUCAGUAACUGGGGCAUAAGGGGCAAUUUUCAGAAAAGCAAACCUCAUGCUGGUGACAUGGGUUCAUUAGUAAUAGGACCCUCCUUUAUGGCUUUAGAAGGUCCCCAUGAUAUUACAGCCUGAGAUACAGUGAUGAGGCAAUUAAGGUAGGUCCCACUAAUCAUGGAGAUGUCCCUACUGCAUCUAAAGCUGCUGGAUACCUAAGCAAUCAGAGCAGAGGUUGCCUUCUAGUAGGUAACCCUGAGCAGGCUGGAGCUGAGUCACCCCUUCUGUAAAAUUUCAGAAGGGAGAUGGCUGUGAAAGUGGUGUGCCUGACUUUCAACUGUAUGCUUCUAUUAGACACGAGAAAGGACUGAGAGAUAUGGAAGGAAGUGGCCAUACAAAUACACACAGUGCUAGAAAUAGUCAUGCACAUAAAGAGCCUGUUGUUUCCUUCAGUGCAAAAUCUUAGAGAUAGACCAAAGUCACAGUUCUGAUCAGAUAUAAA